Medicago truncatula (barrel medic) is the source of this 1888-nucleotide messenger RNA. RefSeq names its product beta-glucosidase 24. Bases 65 to 1711 code for a protein of 548 amino acids. NCBI's taxonomy places the organism in Eukaryota, Viridiplantae, Streptophyta, Magnoliopsida, Fabales, Fabaceae. Gene Ontology annotation, biological process: carbohydrate metabolic process. The transcript has 14 exons. The record is from RefSeq and is a predicted model, not a curated record. Gene Ontology annotation, molecular function: beta-glucosidase activity.
GCCAUCUGCCCUGGUAGAUGCCAUGCCAUGAGCCUUUAUUCCUAUACACAUUCUCUCUCUUCUCAUGUUUUGUCCCUUUAAUCUUGAAAAACUAUCAAGUUCCAUUCUAGUUUUCAAUAACUUAGCAAAUUCACAAUUUCAUAAGGGCAUGGCAUGUUCUUCCAUUCCAAUAAUGGCCGCAGUUGUUACUCCUGCUACUACUACACUUGUUCACCACUCUUUUCUAAACCAAAGAAGUUUUUCAACAGGUCUCAACAAAUGUUGGAUCGGUCCUCGCUUCUCUGAGUUAAAAAUGGCCGCAACUGUUAUUCCGACUACAUAUGAUGAUGACAGUUCUGAUCUAAGUCGGAGUAGUUUUCCGAAAGGUUUCGUUUUCGGUACUGCCUCCUCAGCUUAUCAGUACGAAGGUGCUGUAAAUGAAGACGGAAGAGGAAAAAGUAAUUGGGAUAAAAUAGCCCAUGAACCAGGAAAUAUAAAGGAUGGAAAGAACGCAGAUGUAGCUGUUGAUCACUAUCAUCGUUAUAAGGAAGAUGUUGCAAUCAUGAAGUAUAUGAAUACAGAUGCAUACAGAUUCUCCAUCUCUUGGGCGAGGAUAUUGCCAAAAGGAAAACUUAGUGGCGGUAAAAACAAAGAAGGAAUCAGAUUUUACAACAACCUGAUCAAUGAGCUACUUGAUAAUGGUCUAGUACCAUAUGUGACCCUUUUUCAUUCGGAUUUUCCCCAGACCUUACUUGAUGAGUAUGGUGGCUUCCACAGCCCCUAUAUUGUAGAUGAUUUCAAGAGCUUUGUGGAGGUAUGCUUCGAGGAAUUUGGAGACAGAGUAAAUCAUUGGAUUACUCUUAAUGAGCCAUACUUUUACUCUACGAGUACAAAAUAUCCCCUCGUGGCCGCACAAAACCUACUUCUCGCUCAUGCAGCUGCUGUCAAAUUGUAUAAAACAAAUUAUCAGGCUUCUCAAAAGGGUAUAAUAGGCAUCACAUUAAACUGUACCUGGUUUUUGCCGCAAUCAGAUAACCCGUUAGAUCAUCAAGCUGCCGAACGUGCCCUUGAUUUAUUGCUUGGAUGGUUUUUACAACCACUGACAACAGGAGAGUACCCAGCAAGCAUGGUGUCUAAUUUGGAAACAUUACCAAAGUUCACUAAAGAGCAAUAUGAGAGUCUUAUUGGGUCAUACGAUUUUAUUGGAAUUAAUUACUACACCUCCACGUAUGCUGUCAAUAAACCCCCUCAAGAAAAAAAUCUUUACCCAACGUCCAAUGAUGACUUGUAUAGAGCUAUGCAUUACACGGCAACAAGUGAGCGUGCUGAUGGAACACCAAUUGGACCAAAGUUUGGAAGUUGGCUAUAUGUUUAUCCAAAGGGGAUUCAAGAGCUACUGUUGUACAUAAAGAAAAAGUAUAACAAUCCUGUUAUUUACAUAACAGAAAAUGGUUUAAAUGAGUACGAUGAUCCAACCCUAUCACUCGAAGAGACGCUCAUGGAUAUUUAUAGAAUUGAUUACCAUUAUCGUCAUCUUUAUUACGUUGCAUCUGCAAUCAGGCAAGGUGUGAAUGUACAAGGAUAUUUUGCAUGGUCCCUUUUCGACAAUUUUGAAUGGCAAGACGGAUACACCUUACGUUUUGGAAUUAACUUUGUUGAUUUCAAAAAUAAUCUUAAAAGAUACCCUAAGCUCUCUGCCCGUUGGUUUAGGAAGUUUCUUGAGAAACCUUAGAGAGGGAGCUUGAUGUAUGUCAUUGUGAUCACCAAUAAUAUUAUACGAGCUUGGUCGUUAAUCAAGAGCAACUUUAAUCUUUAAUUGGUUUUCUUAAUCAACACUUAUCUAAAUAUUGUAUGGUAUAAAUUAUACCGUAUGGCCCUGUUUGGAUAAACAACUUAUAUAGAUGCUUAU